AUGUCGCAAGCCAUCGAAGGCCGGGUGACCACCCCGCCUCCCAGACCCCGACAGAAACCUGGUGCCGCAUGUGAAGAAUGUCGACGGCGAAAGCUGCGAUGUGACCGUCGUCAACCACAGUGCGGACUAUGUGAAUCAUCCGGUGUGGAGUGUCAGGUUAUCACAGAGCGACCGUCUCGUGGGCCGAAGCGCGGAUAUCUUAAGGGGUUGCAGGCUCGCAUCGCUGCACUCGAAGGAGCCCUGCUGCAACAGCAGACUAGCACCAACCUUAACGGAUCAACCGACAGCCACCCUCUCAAUGCCCCCUUGCUGGAUGAGCAGCUCGACCUCUCCGGAUGGCAAUUGCCAAUCAUGGAUGACGAGGUUCCCUUGCAUAAUGUGUACGCUGCAUCCAAGACAAACAGCUCCUCGGGCACUCUCAUCACAGACGGAGGGUCGGUAGUAAAUUCGAUUUCCCCGCCCCAUAGAUACUCGAGUAUUCCGGAUGACCUGGCAAUGCAGGACAUCACUUCAUGUAUGAAACGCACGGAGAGUGUGGGUGACCUGUGUGAGCUGAAGCUUUCCGAUUUGAUGCAAGCAGACUUAGACCAACUAUAUUUCGAUCGAAUCCACCAUUUCAUGCCCAUCCAGCACCAGAAUCGUUACUUUUCAUGGCGACGACAACCCAUUAAGACAGAAGCCCAGUCCUGUUUACAAUACGCGAUAUGGACGCUCGCAGCGUCUGUAUCGGCUCCGUACGAAAACAUCGGGGACUCAUUAUAUCAACAUGCGCGACGCGGACUGGAGGCACUCGACUGCAAGAACACGAGCCUUGCCUCGACAGAUCUCGAGCAGGUCCAGGCCUGGCUCCUGCUAGCAAUCCAUGAACUUAUGGGCGUUGACUUUCGCCGUGGGUGGAUUAGCGCCGGACGAGCAUUUCGAUUAAUCCAGCUCAACUGGCUGCAUGGGACGGAUGGGACGCAUCUCACUCGCGUGCAGACGGACUGGAUCGAGUCAGAGCAGAAGAGAAGAACCUUUUGGAUGGCGUACUGUUUGGAUCGGUUUGUUAGUAUGCGAACGGGGUCACCGCCGACCUUUAGCGAAAGAGUAGCUAUACGCCUCCCGUGCUCCGAGGUCAACUUCCAAAACGACCAACCCAUUUUAAUGGGAUUUCUCGCCGAUGCCCUUGCUAGUAACACUACCCUUCCAUCGACCUUUACAGAGUGCAUCAUCGUCGCGACGAUCAGUGGCCGAGCACUCUCCCAUCGAAACCAGUGUCUAGUCGGCGACGUGUACUUUAGUGCAGCAGAGGACUUCUGGAAUCGCCAUCAGUGGAUCAACGCUAUCCUCGCCCAGCGCAUGGAUGCCUUUUCGGCAAAGUAUCCGCUGGACAUGCAACAUGCAGACCCAAUGCUGCUCUUCAUCAGUCUUAUGUGGCGGAUAAUCAUCCUUCAUCUGUACCAAACUAUGACCUGCGUGAUCCCAUCCAACGAUGAAAAGCGAGACUUCGUCAUGGAGUACAGGAAGCGGUCAUCCAUGGCAGCGCAGGACAUUGUGGAUUUAGCACAAAAGCUUUCACACCUGAACUCGUUGAAGGUGCAUCCUCUCACCCUUAUCCCGCUUUCACUCUGUGUGGAGUUUCUCAUGCUCUAUCACAAGCCUGGGGAUGCUUUUACGCAGCAGCUUCAGGAUAUCACAGAGGCCAUGCGCGGACUGAAGAGAUUCAAUAAUCUGGGCCAUGGGGUGCUGCAACUCUUCGAGGACCAGGCACUCACCAGUCCCAUUCAAGCCUCGACUGUAGAUUAA
This is a messenger RNA of Aspergillus tanneri, 1785 nucleotides long. Its product is annotated as fungal specific transcription factor domain-containing protein. The record is from RefSeq and is a predicted model, not a curated record. Gene Ontology annotation, biological process: regulation of DNA-templated transcription; DNA-templated transcription. Bases 1 to 1785 code for a protein of 594 amino acids. The transcript is spliced from 5 exons. Lineage: Eukaryota; Fungi; Ascomycota; Eurotiomycetes; Eurotiales; Aspergillaceae. Gene Ontology annotation, molecular function: DNA binding; DNA-binding transcription factor activity, RNA polymerase II-specific; zinc ion binding. Gene Ontology annotation, cellular component: nucleus.